Messenger RNA from Durusdinium trenchii, 1203 nucleotides. The record is from the annotation of a GenBank genome assembly. Lineage: Eukaryota; Dinophyceae; Suessiales; Symbiodiniaceae.
AUGGCAGAAGGUGAAGUGGGCUUUGGCGGUCAGGUGGUCCCGGCAGAGGUCUUGGCCCAGCAGCUGGCCACGAUCCGCCGCAGGCAAUGCCUGGUGGUGUAUGUGGUGGAUGUACUGGACUUCAAUGGGUCCUUCAUUCGCAGGAUUCGAGAAGUGGUCGGCCGCAAUCCCGUGAUCAUUGUUGGAACCAAGAUUGACUUGCUUCCACCGAAGACGAAUAUGGAACUGGUCAAUCGCUGGCUGCUGCACCUGUUGCGCAAGAAGAAGUUGCGUGUCCUUGAGGUGCAAUUGGUCAGCAACGAGACCGGGAAGGGCAUCAACUAUGCCGUGAAUGCUAUUAUCCAGCACAGAUCUGGCAUGGAUGUUUUCGUGGUGGGCGCGGCCAAUGCCGGGAAGUCCGCCUUCAUCCGGCGACUUUUGGACCGGUUGGAGGUGAAGUUCCCUCAGGGACAGGUGGAGAAGUGCGAGCGGCCCUUGGUCUCAAAGACACCCGGGACGACCUUGGGCCUCAUCCAGCUGAGGGCCUUUCGCCGCUCCGCCAACAGUCCAGUCUUCGCCUCGCUCUUUGACACUCCAGGUGUUCACCAGCCCAACAGCAUGCAAAACCUGCUGGACAUCAAGGACUACAACUAUGUGCAGCCCACCAGGCACUUCGCGGUGCAUACGGUGACGCCUGCCAAGGAUGUGCUGGCCGAGCUUGAGGCAGGUCGUUUGACCGGCGGUUUGGUCCAUCUAAGGCGUUGGUUGGGCCGCUCCGUACGGUAUUUGUGGGGCUUCCCCAACCAAAAGCCGGUCGUGGCUGUGGAGGUCUUUCCUCCAAUUAGUGCUAUGCUGAAGCUGUCCUUUGUGGGCGUUCAUAACUUAGCGAUCACCUGCGAGGCCAACGUGCCAGGCGCCGGCGAAGGCGGCCGCGGCUAUCCGGCGCCACCGGAGGAGAUGGAGUUGUCGCAGAUCUGUGGGGGCUAUGUGAAGACCCCCGAUGCUUUGAGCUUGGAUGGGAACGUGGCCUGCGACCUUUCUUUGACAGGCUUCGGUUGGGUGGCGGUCUCCUUCUGCGCGCUGACUCCGUCAGCUGAAGGUCGACCGAUGGAGCGUUCCAAAGUGACGCUCCGCCGCUGGGAUCUUUUGACGUACGGAGACGCCGUGCGGAGACGCCGUGGGAGAUCGAUCGGAGAUUUGUUGCUUCAGGGAGAUCGAUCGUGA